Botrytis cinerea B05.10 is the source of this 894-nucleotide messenger RNA. RefSeq lists its product as hypothetical. The coding region runs from base 113 to 703 and encodes 196 amino acids. The record is from RefSeq and is a predicted model, not a curated record. Gene Ontology annotation, cellular component: mitochondrion; cytosol. The transcript is spliced from 3 exons. Gene Ontology annotation, molecular function: deaminase activity. Lineage: Eukaryota; Fungi; Ascomycota; Leotiomycetes; Helotiales; Sclerotiniaceae.
GGGUCUCAGCAUUUAGUCACAAUAACAGAAGUAGAAAAUACUGCAUUGCUAUACUCGACUCCCACUUUAUCCCAAACCCCAAUUCGAAUUAUAUCCAUAUUCCGGGGAAGAGAUGGCUUCAAGAAUUGUGCUCAGAUACGGUGCUAUCCGGCCAACCAGUCGUCCCUCGUUGACCACAACUCUUACGACCAUACCUCAGCGAAGGACGAUUUUGACGACACACACUUUGAGCCCUUACAACACAAUCUCAAGUAGAGAUAUGUCAUGUCUGAGAUAUGGCAGACAUAACUAUGCGAAGAAAGAAACAAGUCUAUGUGGUCGGUCUAAGAGGUUUAUUGCAACGAUCAAUAGCCCAAAUCUUCCAGCUCCAAUUGGCCCAUACUCCCAUGCUGUCCAGACGCCUUUCGGUAUCUUUGUUUCCGGUCAACUCCCUGCAGAUUUCAACGGAAAUCUUGUAGAAGGGACAAUGCGUGAAAAGACGGAAGCAGUUCUCAGAAACCUCCAGGAAGUUCUUGUCACUGCCAAGUCCUCUCUCGAGAAGAUUGUUAAGGUCCAAGUUUUCUUGACAGACAUGAACGAUUUUGCCGAAAUGAACGAAGAGUACGAAAAGUGGAUCACUCACAAACCAGCGAGAAGUUGUGUAGCCGUUAAGGAGUUACCAAAGGGUGUCAAUAUCGAGAUUGAAUGCAUCGCCUUGCCCUGAACUAUUGGACCUAGGGAAUAAGACUUACUGAUUGUGCGGCGGGAUUGUGUUACUCUCAUAUGAUACCCAUCAAGGUACAGUGCAAAUACACAGAUUUUUAUCCCACCUUGUGUUAUUUCUAGGUUGGUGACCAGGUUCUGGGCUGUAUGAAAAUAAGAUGCGAGCUAGAGUAAAGACAGACAUUUAAGACA